This is a messenger RNA of Entamoeba invadens IP1, 1500 nucleotides long. RefSeq lists its product as hypothetical. Lineage: Eukaryota; Evosea; Mastigamoebida; Endamoebidae. The record is from RefSeq and is a predicted model, not a curated record. The transcript has a single exon. The coding region runs from base 1 to 1500 and encodes 499 amino acids.
AUGUUAGUCUUAUUAUACAUCGUUUCUGUCAUUUCAAUUGAAGAGAAAUCGAUAUGUAUGAACGACUUUCUUGCGUUCAAUUAUGAAGAUGACCAAACACCAGUUGUUGAUCAGUUUGACUGUUAUUCUGACUUACCCGAUCCAAUAAAAGUCAAAGGCAUAAAUAAUCAAGCUUUAUGUUAUGUCAGUAAAAAGUUCAUGUAUAUGACAAAAGACAACAACACUGUCAAUCGGUGUGGAGAGUAUUUACAAAUAGUCGGAUCAUAUCAAAAACAGGUAUUUUGUAUGAUCGCAGGUUUUAUGGAUGUCUAUAAAGAAAAAGUGACUGAAGUGUUGGAAGGGAAAUACAUUUCUGUUAACAACAGAAUAUACAACCAACUCUCUCCAAAAACCAAAGAACAACAUAAUUACGCGUGUCAAUUUACGUUUAAACAUGUGUACUUUGAUUUGGGUAUGAACCCCUCUCUGGAAGUUGUUAAAAGAAAACAAAAUUCCACUUUAAUCCAAAUUAUCAAUAGUAAUCAAAUCAUUUUCCGAAUCAGAAUCUAUUCGGAUACAAUAGACGAAUUCUUUUUACCAUUGGAUGAUGGAAAAUUCGAAAUUCCAAAUUAUGAAGGCAAUUACACUAUAAGAGUCAAUUCUUUCUAUAAUAACAGACUUGAGAUUGCAGAUAUCAAUUUAGACCAAGAUGAUUCAUUUGAAUUUGACUCAAGAUUUCCCUCUGACAAAGGCGGAAACUGCUAUUAUGUCGUCAAUAAUGACAUAUACUCCCCUGAAGAGAAAAAUGAGUCUGUUUUUUUCUUAAAAUGGCACGUUCUUCAACCGGAUUAUGCCAUCAACCUUGUUAAUAAAGAAAAGACUCCAGGUGGAAUAAUAUUUGAGCCAACUGACGAGGUGAAUGGCAAAGGAUUUAUUUCCAUUGGAUAUGUCUAUAUCACUGAAAUGAUGCUUGACCAAGACUUUACUCAUGUUCAAUUUGAAUUGGAAAUGGAAGACACGACAGAUUUUGAACUGAUUCUUGCUGACCUGGUGUACAAAACAGACUUUGUAGAAUUCACAAACACCUCUUUUGAAUUUGUUGAUAAAGACUUGAAAACUAAAUACUACAUAACAGACAAAAAGGUGUCUAUUAACGCUUAUUACAAACCAUAUAGAAAAGAAUUUUCAAAUGGAGGUUCAAUUAAGUUUUUAGUCACUAAAGGAUCGUACGUGAGAUUACAAAAUAUUACUUUGUUUAGAUCGGAUCUUGCUAACAAUCAGUAUAUAUGUGAUUCAAAUUCUUUUGAUUGUUUUGGAACCGAGUGCCAAAUCACAAACGAAUCAUAUCCACAAGGUACUAACAUUUGGCGCGAAAACUGUCGACCAGAAUGUGGAUUUUGUAGAGAAGGGUUUGUGUGCACAACAGCUGGAAAGUGUAUCAUAGAACCAAAUGAUAAUUUGAGGAGUGGUAUAUCGAAGGUAAUUACUUUAUUAUGUUUAGUAAUAAUUUUUGCCGUGUAA